UCUUACCAUUGCAGUUAUUUCUCUAGGAACUUUGAGGGGAGGGUGCAUGGAAAGUCGAGGCAAUAUAGUUAAAAGAAACCGUGUCUGUCUGGAUUAAGACACCGACAGCCUCAGUAAAUAUUAAGUCGGUAAUGUGAAGCCGAUGGUGUGAAUAGAUUGCUGGUGGUGUAAGAGGAGGUGUAUUUUAGAAUCCGUGGCUGAGCUGUCUAGUUUUAUAUCUUCUAACAGAAUCAGCAUAGGUGAGUGGUUGGUUUGUUUUUAAUCACUGCUGUAUAAAUUCAAAUAGUAGGGAAGCAAAUCUUCCUCAGCAUUCAUCCCUCUACAAGCACAGAAGCUGUCAUUAAAGCUGUUUCACAGAAUGAAUUCUUGUCCAGUUAUAGCAAGAGAGGGUCCUGUGCGAAGGGUCGCUAUCUUUGGAGGAACCCACGGCAAUGAGUUGUCUGGGGUAUUCCUGGUCAAGCACUGGCAGGAUGAUGGAACAGAGAUUCAGCGACCGGGGUUGGAGGUACAGCCUUUUAUCACCAAUCCAAGAGCAGUGGAGAAAUGUUGCCGAUAUAUUGACUGUGACCUGAAUCGGGUUUUUGAUCCUAAAAGACUUGGCGAACAGCUUGCAGACAACACUCCAUACGAAGUGAGAAGGGCUCAAGAAAUAAACUACAUAUUUGGUCCAAAAGGUAGCCAAGGAGCUUAUGACCUUAUCUUUGACCUGCACAACACAACAGCUAACAUGGGUGGCACCAUCAUACUGGAAAACUCCAGGGAUGAUUUCACAAUUCAGAUGUGUCGCUAUAUAAAGGAUGCUUUGGCUCCAGAAGGCUGCCCUGUUUUCCUCAUUGAGCAUCCCAACCUGAAAUAUGCAACGACCCGGUCUAUAGCAAAACAUCCUGUUGGCAUUGAAGUGGGUCCUCAGCCCCAAGGAGUUCUCAGGGCUGACAUUUUGGACAAAAUGCGGAGGAUCAUCAAGCAUGGCCUUGACUUUGUGCAAAUGUUCAAUGCAGGAAAAGAAUUCCCUCGGUGUACAAUUGAAGUUUACAAAAUAAUGGAGAAAGUAGAUUAUCCAAGAAAGAAAAAUAAUGAGAUCAUGGCUGUCAUUCACCCUAACCUGCAGGAUCAAGACUGGCAGCCUCUCAACCCUGGUGACCCUAUGUUUUUAACUCUUGAAGGAAAGACAAUCCCAUACGAAGGAGACGUGAUAGUAUAUCCAGCCUUUGUGAAUGAAGCUGCUUAUUAUGAAAAGCAACAAGCUUUUGUAAAAACUGUAAUAGAAAAAUUGAGUGCAGAAGGGAUCAGGGCAUGUGUCUCUUAGAACUGGAAUAAUUUUUCAUUUAACUUUUUCAAAUCUUAGGAUGAAACCCAAUUACAGAUGCAUUUGAUCUUUCUAACUCAAGAUGGCCAGAACUCAUAGGCUGUAACUCAGACAGAGACUUUAAUAUUUAAUGGUAAGGAAUAUUUUUUAAGGAAUAAGCACUUUGAAGGCAAUAUGAUCAAUCAACAUUCAGAAGUAUUGUUAGUAUGAAUGUAUUUUAGUAUUUUUUUUAUAAAUACUAAAUGCUAAAUAUUUUUUUAAUUAAUAGCACUUUUUAAUAACAGAGAGAUAUGUUUUGUAUUUAAUGUGUUAUGCACCAAGAAGCUGAACAUGGGGAUAUUUCAUGGCCAUUACUGAGGAAGGAGAAGAGGCAAUUGACAAAUUAAACCUGUAAAGAUUAUAUUGUAUUUUACACCAGUAAGGGCACCUCAAGUUCUGGAAGAGCUGCUGUUAUGGGAAAAGUUUUGUUGGAAAUCCUGGAAGCCAAUACCAAAGUUUGGGGGCAAGUACCCUUUGGUGAGAGAACCCCAGCAGAGAUUUAACAUAGCAAAACAUGCAACAAAGGAAAGUGUAGAGAUAACGGCUGUAAAACCUUUAAAAUGUGCCAUUUCCAGUGAAUCCCAACAUAUCCCACUUUUAAUGGUUCUUUCCAAAGUAUUCCACUUCUCUAGCAGGUAGACCACACGUUUAGUAAGCUAUAAAAUAGAUUACUUACAAAACUCUUCAAAUGCCAGAUUCAUGGGCUUUUCCAUACAGCAGUCAGAAAAAGUUGCACAGGCAGUAAAAUGUUGCUUGGUUACAAAAUGGUAAAAGUUCCUAAACUAUUGGUGUAGGAAAACAUUAGUUUCAGACUUCAUUCUUGUCUGAAACAAAAUAGGCUGGUUAAAGCCAUGUGGCUGGAAGGAGCAGCUCAGAGCUCCUCACACACCAAACUCACAUGUAGACUGAAUAGAACAAAAGGCUUGGUUUUCUAAGCUGAGGUGAAGUGGCGUAGGCUAAGCUUGCAUACUAGUUAUAUGAGGCUGGUUUAGACUAUAAGAUUCACCUCUUGAAAUCCUGCCUGCCAUGGUUAGUAGCAAACUGCACCUUAUCAGAGAGACACUGGCUGCUACAUUAACAUUAAGCAGCUGAGAAGCAUGGAGAAAUGGGCAUGGCGGCUUCAGAGUAGCAUUCUUAAUAGAGUCACAUCUGAAUAUUAUUUAGGGAGGUUAAUCUGGAACUGGAGUUGGGGAAAGGUUUCCAGUGAAGGUGAGAGUGGACUUAUGAGCCAAAACAUUUGGGUCAUGAGGAUGAUCUCCCCAGCAUGUGUGUGUUUAGAUUUUUUAUCAGAGUGGUAGCCCUGGGGAUAUAUAAAUAAAUUAUUCCAAUAUUUUUCUGCUGUGGAGGAGGAGAUACUUGUACUCUUGAGGGACAACUCAACCGAGGACCCCCUCUAUCCAUUGCAGAAAAGGUACUUAUAGCGGUAAGUCCAACAUUCUGUUUUUAAAAAAGUGUUUUAUAAAGUUUGGGUUGAAUAAAAUGGAACAGGGGUCUAUCUAUGCAGGGAUGGCUUCAGGCCUGAAAACACACACCCCCUUCUAUCUUAAUGGACCCAUGGCAGGCUUAGCUGGCAGUGGAGCAAAGAUGAAUAAACACCCAGCAAUAAAAGAUAAUGGGAGAGGAUUUCCCCCAGCAAAUUAUUUGUCAAAAUUACAAAUACCUAAAUACAGGUGGUCAUUUACCCUCGAUAGAUUCAACGUGCUACCAUCUGCCUUAUUGCAGGGCAGAUUUGAGGGUAAACCAUGCGCGGAACGAGUCUGCCCCUGCGGCUUGAUGGAGGUAGAAACUGUCUCCCAUGCCUGGUUACGUUGCCAUUUUUGUGGGGAUAUGCGUUCGGUAUUCAUUACCCCCGCUUUGCAAAAAUCUUCAAAUGAAUCCGAACUUCAAUGUCUAAAAUCCCUGGUAGAGGACAAGGAUCCUGAGAUCACGUUAAGAGUAGCCAAAUUCUGUGUGACUGCCAUAAAACGCAGGGAACAAGUGAUGCUAUCAUAAUGAUUAAGCCCUUAAAAGAUAAUUUUAGGUUGCAUUUUAGUAACUAAGUUUUAAUUUAUAUAUUUUUAUAAUUGUUGUUAUAUCUGUAUUGUCCCUUGUAUCCCUAUUGUGUUUUAUGAUUUCCUUGAUACUGUAUGUGGGCUGGAACUGGUCUGUGACCGUAAUAAUAAGUUCAUACCUGGCAGUGGUGGUAACAUCAAGCAACAACAGCAGAAUUAGCAGUGGACAGUUUGGAGCUUUUGUUUACAUUUCUCAUAAUGUCCUAUAGCAAUGCCAUUGAGGGGGCAUUGUGAGAAAUAAAAAUGGGGGCCCGAGGGCACAAUGAACUGGUUCCAUGGUACCUUCUGUGCUUAUAUAUUUGGGCUGUGUAUGUGAUAAAGGGGAGCCAUACUGUGGUGAAGGCGUCCUCUUCUAUUUGUUCCCAUGUAUUCAUCAGUGUAUUCAUCCUUGUUUACUCCUGACAGUUCUCUCCAGUGUCUAGCUAUGAGGCUUCUAGCUGCUAAGAGUAGGUGGGUUAUAAGCUCUGUAUAAUGUGAAUGGUCAUUAUGAUCUUGGAAGAUGUUCAGUAGAGCCAGUUCUGGGGUGAGUUCUAAUGCCUGCGGUCCAGAAGGCUUGGAUUUUAGGGCAUUCCCACCACAUGUGGAGGUAUGUGCCUGUGGAGGUGCAGCCUCGCAAACAUCUUAGUGAUGUUGGCAUAUCAGUGCCAGUUUCCGUGGUGUUAAGUACCACCUGUAGAUGAGUUUCUGAGUGAAUUCCCUUCUUUUGACUGAUAUGGACUUAAAGGGAGGUAUAUACCACAUUCUAGUCCAUUGGGAGGGAUUCAUUUCAUAGCCUAUGCCAUGCUCCCGUUGUUCUUUGAUUGCUAUUUAUUGGUGCUAAUGUAAUUUGUGGAACAACUAAACAAAACACGAUUGAGAAUCAAAUGUUUAUAAAAGUAUCCAUUUUAUUUCUCUUAUUCACAAUAAAUAUCUUUUUCUUAAAAACAUUGAAUAACAACAAAUAUUUAAAUAAAGGUCAUAACAUUCAGCAUAACAGUGGUACCAUAUUAUAGUUUCUAUCUUUUCCCUCAUUUUGUUCUUUGGAAGACUUAUCUCAUAUGGCCAUUUGGCUCUAAAGUGCUGAUUGGGAACCAAAAGGGUACAACAGCCAUAAAGACAUGCCUUUAGAAUAGUCUUCAGAAAAAUAUGGUGGGCUAUUGCUGCACCAGUGACUCUGUGUAUGUGUGCAUACACGUCUUGUUAGCAUGCAAACCAUCAUUCAUAAUUUCACAACAUAAAAACAAGAACAUUCUUCAGUAAGUAUCCAUGAGGAUUAAGGCACAUUAUGCAGGAAUGACUGGAUAUAAAUACUGUACAUAUACACCAUAAACACAUAUAAAUUAUUCCCUUUGGAUAUGUGCUCAUCUUCCUUUCACAGGAUAAGAUUGGCCACCUUUUUGAAUCUCCCAUUAAAGUUAGGAGGUGAGGUGGCUCCUCUCAUCCAUUCCCUCUGCAGUACUGUCUUCUGGCACCCGGGCAAGCAGGUACCCAGGUGAGCACAGGAAGGGUCUGAGAGAAUAACCACUCUCAGAAUAGUUAGUGCUGAAGAUUUCAUACUGUGGUUUCACUUCAAAUCUGAAAUGCAUUUUGUGUGUCAUAAUUUCUUCAUUGUUUCCUAGUAGAGAGGUGGAUGGAAGAAGGUAGAUAGCGAUCUACUAGUACAUCUCAGGGCCAUUUGCAGUAGAUUGACAAGGAUUUCCAACUCCCAGCAACAAUAGCAGCAACAAAAUGACUCCCUGCACCGCCCUUAAUUUAUACUGCUGAAAUGAAGAGAGCAUAGAGGUAACCAAGAGUGGGUUUUCAUGUAUAACUCUGUUCCAUUCUGCUGACCUAAAAAAGCUUCUAAGUUCAGUAUUCUUUUAAGCAUAUGUCUUUUGCACCCGGUUCUAGUUAGUGGAUCUCAAAGAAUAAAAAACAGACAAUAGAUCCCAAGGGACUCUAGUAAAAAUAGCAGUAGAUCCCAUAAGUCUGAUGUUUGCCCGCCCCUGCCCAUAGUACAACCAACAGUCUCAAGGCUUCAUAGGAAGUAAAACAAACAAACA
Molecule: messenger RNA, 5417 nt
Organism: Zootoca vivipara (common lizard)
Lineage: Eukaryota; Metazoa; Chordata; Lepidosauria; Squamata; Lacertidae
Source: RefSeq, a predicted model, not a curated record